Globicephala melas (long-finned pilot whale) is the source of this 3700-nucleotide messenger RNA. RefSeq names its product LDL receptor related protein 3 (gene LRP3). Gene Ontology annotation, cellular component: plasma membrane. The record is from RefSeq and is a predicted model, not a curated record. Lineage: Eukaryota; Metazoa; Chordata; Mammalia; Artiodactyla; Delphinidae. Gene Ontology annotation, molecular function: protein binding.
GCAGGCGCGGGGCAGGAGGCGGCGUCCACGGGCGGCCGCCCGGCCCCGGCAUGGAGAAGCGGGCAGCCGCGGGGCCGGAUGCGGCGCCGGGCGCCCGGGCGCAGCUCGCCGUCGUCUGCCUGGUGAACAUUGUUCUCACCGGGCGGCUCAGCAGCGCCGUUCCUGCCUUAGGUGAGGCUAGCACCUCUCAGCCUCCUCUCCUGACAGCCGCCUGCAGCGGGAAACUGGAGCAGCACACGGAACGACGCGGUGUCAUCUACAGCCCAGCCUGGCCCCUCAACUACCCACCGGGCACCAACUGCAGCUGGUACAUCCAGGGUGACCGUGGGGACAUGAUCACCAUCAGCUUCCGCAACUUUGACGUGGAGGAGUCCCACCAGUGCUCCCUGGACUGGCUCAUGCUGGGCCCAGCGGCUCCGCCCCGCCAGGAGGCCUUCCGGCUCUGCGGCUCCGCCAUCCCACCCGCCUUCAUCUCUGCCCGGGACCACGUUUGGAUCUUCUUCCACUCGGACGCCUCCAGUUCCGGCCAGGCCCAGGGCUUCCGUCUCUCGUACAUCCGAGGGAAGCUGGGCCAGGCAUCCUGCCAGGCUGACGAGUUCCGUUGUGACAACGGCAAGUGCUUGCCGGGCCCGUGGCAGUGCAACACCGUGGAUGAGUGCGGCGACGGCUCUGACGAGGGCAAUUGCUCGGCGCCUGCCUCCGAGCCGCCGGGCAGCCUGUGCCCCGGGGGCACCUUCCCCUGCAGCGGGGCGCGCUCCACACGCUGCCUGCCCGCCGAGCGGCGCUGCGACGGCACUCAGGACUGCGGCGAUGGCUCCGACGAGGCUGGCUGCCCCGACCUGGCCUGCGGCCGGCGCCUGGGCAGCUUCUACGGCUCCUUCGCUUCCCCAGACCUGUUCGGCGCGGCCCGUGGGCCCUCGGACCUUCACUGCACGUGGCUGGUGGACACACAGGACCCACGGCGCGUGCUGCUGCAGCUGGAACUGCGGCUGGGCUAUGACGACUACGUGCAGGUAUACGAGGGCCUGGGCGAGCGUGGGGACCGCCUGCUGCAGACGCUCUCCUACCGCAGCAACCACCGGCCCGUGAGCCUCGAGGCCGCCCAGGGCCGCCUCACCGUGGCCUACCACGCCCGUGCCCGCAGCGCCGGCCACGGCUUCAAUGCCACCUACCAGGUGAAGGGCUAUUGCCUUCCGUGGGAGCAGCCGUGCGGGAGCAGCCGCGAGGGCGACGUGGACGACGCGGGCGAGCAGGGCUGCUUCUCGGAGCCGCAGCGCUGCGACGGCUGGUGGCACUGCGCCAGCGGCCGGGACGAGCAGGGCUGCCCCACCUGCCCCCCCGACCAGUACCCCUGUGAGGGUGGCAGCGGCCUCUGUUACACGCCGGCCGACCGCUGCAACAAUCAGAAAAGCUGCCCCGGGGGCGCCGACGAGAAGAACUGCUUCUCCUGCCAGCCGGGCACCUUCCACUGUGGCACCAACCUGUGCAUCUUCGAGACGUGGCGCUGUGACGGCCAGGAGGACUGCCAGGACGGCAGCGACGAGCACGGCUGCCUGGCGGCCGUGCCCCGCAAGGUCAUCACCGCCGCCCUCAUCGGCAGCCUGGUCUGCGGCCUGCUACUCGUCAUUGCCCUGGGCUGCGCCUUCAAGCUCUACUCCCUGCGCACGCAGGAGUACAGGGCCUUUGAGACCCAGAUGACACGCCUGGAGGCUGAGUUUGUGCGGCGAGAGGCACCCCCGUCCUAUGGGCAGCUCAUUGCACAGGGCCUCAUUCCACCUGUGGAGGACUUUCCCGUCUACAGUGCGUCACAGGCCUCGGUGCUACAGAACCUUCGCACGGCCAUGCGGCGACAGAUGCGCCGGCACGCCUCCCGCCGCGGACCCUCCCGCCGCCGCCUCGGCCGCCUCUGGAACCGGCUCUUUCACCGACCGCGGGCACCGCGCGGACAGAUCCCGCUGCUGACGGCUGCGCGCACCUCACAGACGGUGCUGGGCGAUGGGCUCCUCCAGCCGGCACCGGGGGCUGGCCUAGACCCCCCGGCACCCCUAACAGACACAGGCAGCCCAGGGGCAGCCGGGGAGGGGCCCCCCGGCGCCCCUAGCCACGCACCGGAGGUGGGGCCUUCUGUGCCGCCCACCUCGGGCCUGCGGGACCCAGAGGCCAGGCCAGCGCACAAGGACAGGAAGGCCGGCAGGGACCCUCUGGUGGACAACCCAGCCCCUGUGGACAUGCCUCGGGCGUCCUGCUCGGCCCAGGGCCCUCACCCCCCGGCCCCCACUGCCGGCAGCACCCUAGGCCCCCACCCACCAGAGCCACUGGGUGUCUGCAGGAGCCCCCCGCCACCCUGCUCCCCAACGUUGGAGGCCAGUGACGACGAGGCCCUGCUGGUCUGCUGACCCGCCGGACACGCUGAUGACCGCCACAGCCCCGCUUUGUAACCAGGGAAUACACAGUCGUUUCUACCCUGCCUCCGUGUCCUUCUUUCUUACGGAGAGGCCCACCCAGAAGCGCAGCCAGCUUCCUGCAUCAGCGCCCUGGCCCCCCUGCUGGGCGUGGUGGGCAGGGGACUGCAGGGGGUUGAACGUGGGGCGAGGGUGGAGUGAUGAGCCCGCCCUCUGCAGGGCCCCAGGGUACACAAGAUACCUUGGGGCCCAUGCCUACCUCCCCUGACUCUAUUCUGGGAAUCCUUUUCCAGAGAAGCGGGAGGGCCAGGGCAGGGCUCCCUGGAAUGUUUCCUGUGGCUUCUCCCUUUAUUCACCCUGUGGGGCACCAGAGCUGUCCCUGGACUGAACAGGGACACGGGUACAUCAGACCUAGUCCAUGGUGCGCACUCUGGUGGCACUGAACCCUCCUGCAUCCUCACAGCAGACCCCGGAGGAGCUGGGCUAGGAGGCUUCUGCCCCCAACCUCAUGCUUGUGGGGUCAGCACGGGCCUGGCCAGGUUGAUGCCCUUUGCCCUCUGGCUGAGGGGUCAAUCUCCCAGGCAGUACUGCGGGGCUGGGAAAGUGGGCACAGGGUAGAGAAAGCCCAUGGGGUCUCUUGCAGGUCCUGAGGGCCCCGGAAGAUGUUACUUGAUGCUUUCUCAGGGAGCAGAGGCUGAGGCACCAGUUGCCAACAGGAAAAUCCAUCCCGUCCUGUCUCAAAGCCUCAGUUUUCCCACCUGUAAACCAGGGCCAGGCCGUGGGCUUUGAAGUCCUGACACUCACUCCGUGGGGGUUUAUGGGAAGAAAGGCAGUUCCAGUGGGAAUCCCGGGCUCUCCUGGGUGACCGAGCCUCCAGCAGGUGUUGCAGGGCCUGGGGGAGGGGCAUACCCAGCGGCUUCCCAAUCCUCCAUGUCCCUUUGGGGCAGGGGCGGCUCCGGACCCCACGGUGCCAGCCCCGGAGGGGGAGUGCCUGGCUGAAGCGGCAGAGCCCCCGAAUGCCAAGGGCCUCCUCCUGGGCCUGCCGGGCCCCCUUCUCCAGCCAGCUCCACGCGUGCCCCCCACCGAGGGGUGCCCACCACCGAGAGGUGCCCACCAGGGACUCACCUGAGACAGGUACACCACCAGCCCUGUUUUAUUCGUAGACCUUUCCAGGAAAAGCUAGCGGGGCAGCGCUGACAGGGGACCCAGUCCCACAUCUUCAGGGCUCCUUACCACAGGCCUCUAAGAGUAGGAUCUCUUUUUUUCCCCAGGAAAAAAAUUUUUUUUUUUUUUUUUUU